Messenger RNA from Siniperca chuatsi (mandarin fish), 3363 nucleotides. RefSeq names its product serine/threonine protein kinase 26 (gene stk26). Gene Ontology annotation, biological process: protein phosphorylation. The transcript is spliced from 12 exons. NCBI's taxonomy places the organism in Eukaryota, Metazoa, Chordata, Actinopteri, Centrarchiformes, Sinipercidae. The record is from RefSeq and is a predicted model, not a curated record. Gene Ontology annotation, molecular function: protein kinase activity; ATP binding. Bases 285 to 1502 code for a protein of 405 amino acids.
UUAUUGCUGCAGACUCUCAUAGGACGUGUGUGUGUGUGUGUGUGUGUGUGUGUAUGUGGAUUGUUAAUUUCUUUUUCUACUGCAAACAAACCGCCUUUUCUAUCGGAUAUAUUUCUUCACUUCCACUUCGAAGUUGAACCUGGUUUUUUUUUUUUUUUUUUUCUUUUUUUGUGUGUGGGGAAACCUCGAAGAGGAGAUAAAAAAAAAAGCAAGACUCAAAGAAGAAGAAGAAGAAAACACACAAACCUGGAGGAGGAAAAGGGCGUUCAUACUUCGAAGUAACCAUGGAAGUUCCUGGUAUGCAGAGUUCUCAGAUUGAUCCGGAGGAGUUGUUCACCAAAUUGGAUCGGAUUGGAAAAGGAUCUUUUGGAGAGGUGUUUAAAGGUAUCGAUAAUCGCACUCAGAGUGUUGUUGCCAUUAAGACCAUUGACCUGGAGGAGGCUGAGGAUGAGAUCGAGGACAUCCAGCAGGAGAUCACAGUUCUCAGUCAGUGCGACAGUCCGUUCAUCACCAAGUACUACGGCUCCUAUCUGAAGGGCAGUAAACUAUGGAUCAUCAUGGAGUAUCUUGGUGGAGGCUCAGCGCUCGACUUGCUCCGGGCGGGCCCGUUUGAUGAGUCUCAGAUUGCCACCAUGCUGAAGGAGAUCCUGAAGGGGCUCGACUACCUGCACUCUGAGAAGAAGAUCCACAGAGACAUCAAAGCUGCCAACGUCCUGUUGUCGGAGCACGGUCAGGUGAAGCUGGCGGACUUCGGGGUGGCCGGUCAGCUGACGGACACGCAGAUCAAGAGGGAAACCUUCGUGGGAACGCCGUUCUGGAUGGCUCCCGAGGUCAUCCAGCAGUCCGCCUACGACUCCAAGGCCGAUAUUUGGUCGCUGGGCAUCACGGCCAUCGAGCUCGCCAAGGGUGAACCUCCGAACUCGGACAUGCAUCCGAUGCGAGUGCUGUUCCACAUCCCCAAGUCUCCUCCUCCAACGCUGAGCGGAGAUUUCUCCAAGAGCUUCAAAGAGUUCACCGAGGCCUGCCUCAACAAAGACCCUGCCUUUCGUCCCACAGCCAAGGAGCUCCUCAAACACAAGUUCAUCAUCAAACACUGUAAGAAGACGUCCUACCUCAGCGAGCUGAUUGACAGGUACAGGAGGUGGAAGGAGGACGGGCACAGCGACAGCAGCUCGGAAGAAUCAGACGGUGAGUCCAGUAAUAAGGAGAACAAUGAGUCUCCUGAGUGGUCAUUCACCACCGUCCGUAAGAAGAAGACGGAGGGCAGGAAGGUCCUCAAUGGAACGGGUCAGGAUCAGCUGAGUAAAUCUGCCAGUCUGACCACGGUCAUCUCUCCCGUCUUCACUGAGUUGAAGCAGCAGCACAAGGAGCACUCUGAGCAGCGAUUGGCCAUCGAGGAGCUGGAACGCAACAUCCGAUUGGCUGAAGAGGUCUGUCCAGGCAUCACAGACAGGAUGGUCAAACACAUCAUUGCCAGGUACCAGAAAUUCACGACCAAAUGAAGGACGGAUGGAUUGAAAAAAGGAAGUAGGUUAUUUGAAGAGAGACUGUGUCUCCAUACGGUGACGCUGCUGGAAGAUUGGAAACGGAGGAGAUUUGCUGUGCGAUGUCUCCUCGCUGUACACACACGACAAACACACACAACACACACACACACACACACACACUACUAAUGUAAUAUAUACACUCUAUAUAUAUAUAUUCACUGCUGCUGGUUGAAGUCCCUUUUUUCUCGAAAGACAGCUGCAUUUUUUAAAAUUUGAACUAGUCUGAAGUUUUGAAAAUAGAAUCUGAGUUGUCAGUUAAAUUUGUGGUUUUCGUUUCCCACAUUUAGGGUCAUGAACAUCUCUCUUUUUUUUUUUUUUUUUUUAUGGAAAAUUGAAUCAUUUCUUGGGCUUUAUUUUUGAAUACCUUUUAGAAUAAUAAGAAGACGUUUUGGUCUUAAUUUAAUUCAAGCAUAAGUCCCUAACUGAGUCUACUUAAGUUAUAUUUAAACUUCCUAAAUUACCAUCACGUGCCUUCGUUAUUUAUGCUGUCAGUCAUUUUCUAAAAGUAGACAUCACCUUUUUAAUGGAGAUGUCCUGUUUUUGUUGAAACCGCACACAGACAAAUAUAUAGAAGAGGGUUCUCGUCCAUCAGCAGUGGUAUGUUUUGUGUCAUGACUUGUUUUGACUUUGUAGGUGUCUAUAUGUUUGUUCACUAGCACUUGAGACGGAUUAUAUGCCAAUAUUACAUAUUUUUUGUUGUCUUCAGUAAUGCUUUAAAUUACAGUUCCCUGAUCCCGAGAGGUCACGUCUACCUUUCAAAGUCUAACACAUAAAAUAUUCCGUUGUCAGGGUUAAAUUUAGUAAUUUCAGCUCUGAUUUUACAGCAAUGGAAAUUAUAAAUGCUUUCAGAUAUGUACUCCACCACUGGAACAAUGCUGAACAUUUUUAUGUCAAAGUUUCCCCAGAGAAAAACCUGUUAAAACAAAUCAAUUUUAAGAAUCCAGACCUAUUUUUUGACACAUUUUUGGGAGCUACCAGACUCUAGCCUAGCUAGGCAGCUAGUAGCUUGCUAACAAGUAAGCUAGCUAGCUAACUGUUGUUGUAGCUGUUUUCAAAGUAACUAGCUAAAUUUAUUAUUUACUAUUAAGUAUGUCCAAACUAUUGCUAGAUAAUUUAAGUUACAACCUAAAUGCUCAAAAUGGCUGCCAUUUGAAUAAGAUCAGUGAAGUUACUUGUGUUUGGUAACACAACUAGUAGCAUUGCACAACCGUUAGCGUAAAAAAAUUUGUGGUCCAAAUAAAGGGUGGUAAAUCUCAUGUUUGCCUUUGGUCUAGCAGUAACUUGGUUAAGAUGUAAUUCUGGGAUUCAUUUUCUGGGGUGUUUUGUAGUUCAAAACGUAUCUGGUUGGAAUAAGAUUUCAGUGAUGGAAAUGAAACAAAAUAAAAAAUUUCCGGCGUCUGCAAGCAAGGCACAACCGCAUCGAGGUCUUACACUCCUCCUGCAAAGACUGUGUCCUUUUUCUAUAUGCAUCAAGUUUGGGAAACUGUCUGUCAACUUGUGUUUCAAAGUUGAUUUUUAAUAUAAUGUUUGAUGUGCGAGGACGUCGAUUUUUAUAUCUAACAUUGGAAAGUAGCACAGGUCCUUUUCAAGAGCAUGACGGGAGCUGUAAUCAAAGGUAUUAUUGAUAGUUUGUACCAAAGACACUAUAAAACUUGGUCAAUGUAUAUUUUUGUCUUUUUAUAUAUCAUAAGAGAUACAAUGCUUGUUGAGGGGGAAAAUGUACAAUGAAAGAUGUAAGAUUUUACAGAAAUGUACUCUCUUUUUUUGUAGUGGGACUUAGAGUUUUAUGAAUAAAUAUUUAAGUUUGAUUGAGAAA